CUACAGAUACUCGAAGAAGUUUGCACCGACCUGCUGCUGCAGCUGCACCUAUGAGUCUCCACGUUAAUGAAUAGCCGCGGCCCGCGCGAGACAAACGAGCCCGAUUAUGCCGAGAUAAAGAGCAUCUGCCUCGCGCUUUGUCCGAUAAUGGCAUGCGAUGGUUCAUCCGCGGAGGAUUUCCCGGACAAAGUGAUGCCCAGAGCAGCUCCCUGCACGUGCAACAAGAAGUGCAGGAGUCGGAGCAGCAGUGUUGUCUUCCUGGGAUUAUUCCUGCUGUCGCUGUCUCUACACGCUGUCACCCUCGUCUGCUAUUUGGACCUGCGGUCCGAAGUCAAAAGGGAAAUUAUCCACCAGAAGCGGGACUCAAUGUUGACACUUGCGGGGAGUAGUGACCUGGCUGACCCGGCGGCAGUGCUUUCACCCGGACACCCGCGACUGGACUCCGGCAGCAGCCGCUCUACAGAGGCUCAUGAGGUAAAAGAGAAAUUACUGCACAGAAAAAGCGAAUUCCAUGCCACAGAGGAUAACAGGGGCAUAACUCAGCGAGCGAAAAGAAGUCCCGGCAAGCAGCCAGAAACAGAAUCGACUGGAAGGGAAAGAAGGAAAGAGAAGAAAAAAGGGAAAAAGAGGUCUGUGCCGGGCCCCCCUGGUCCCCCCGGUCCCCCGGGCCCACAGGGGCCACCGGGCAUCCCUGGAAUCCCCGGUAUUCCAGGAAGCAACGCUGUAGGGCCCGCAGGACCGCCUGGACCCCCUGGGCCGCAGGGACCUCCGGGCACGCAAGGUCCAGCAGGGGUUCCUGACAAGACGAAAACAAAAGAAUUCCAGCCUGCAGUGGUUCAUUUGCAAGGGCAAGAGACAACCAUCCAAGUGAGAGAAGAUCUGUCUGAAGGCAUCCUUAGGAACUGGAAGAUGGUGUCCAUCCAUCACCGCGUGUUUAAAAUGCACUCUCGCUCUGGAGAGCUAGAGGUGCUGCUGGAUGGUGUCUACUUCAUAUAUAGUCAGGUAGAAGUGUACUACCUCAACUUCACCGACAUUGCCAGCUAUGAGGUGAUGGUGGACUCCAACCCAUUCCUGCGCUGCACCUGCAGCAUCGAGACGGGCCAGCGCAAGUUCAACACCUGCUACACGGCUGGGGUGAGCCUGCUCCGUGCCGGCCAGAGGAUCUCCAUACGCAUAGUGUAUGAGGACACACUCAUCAGCAUGACCAAUCACACCACCUUCCUGGGAAGUGUCAGACUUGGAGAGGCUCCAUCUGCUGGACAGAACUGAUAACUACACAACCAACCAGCCCCUCUACGUGAAAUGCCCCGUCUUGCCCCCGUUCCGAGGAAAUUUAAAUCCUCCGGGUUAUUAAAGUCGAGGAAGCCCCAGGUGACUUUUGAUCACUCUCACAGCUCUGCAUUAAAAAGGACAAUAUUGACUGUUACGCUUCCCACACACGAUUCUGUGCAAAGGGAUGAGCCUCAAUGAGCCUCAUCAAACAAAAGUUUCUAUUUAUAGUCCCCAUUUUUGUGUCAACACAGACGGCAUUUCUCUUUAUAACAAGGAAGGACACUGCGCUGACAUAUACUUAAUAUUUACAUAUUUUAAGUGCUGUUGAAUGAUAAUCUUGUAUCUCCAAAAACACUAGCUAAUCAAAAAUGUUUUAUUCGCAGAUUGUAUACUUGGCCAUUUUAAUUAAUUUAAUUAUAUUAGCUGUUAUAUAGUAAGUGGUUUAAAGGUCCAUAUGCCCCUGGGUUAUAAAAAUUAUUAAAAGAUCAUAUACAUGUUCAAAGCAAGUAUAAUGGUAUCUAUGCGGAGCUAGAAAAAAAAAUCCAUUAAAACUGGAGUUAUAAGGUAGUCACAGAGCAACAGCACUAUAUAUUUUGCACACAUUUGCACUACAACAUCCCUGCAGAAUAUCAGUGAUAUGUUUUGUUACAGUGCUAUUGUUUUAGUUACGGUAUGAAUGAAUCCAUGUGGAAAAAUGAUAGUUGUUUAUACGUCUUUGUACAUAUUGUAUAUAAAAAGGGAUAUACUUUUGUAAAUGGAGUU
Molecule: messenger RNA, 2034 nt
Organism: Plectropomus leopardus (leopard coralgrouper)
Lineage: Eukaryota; Metazoa; Chordata; Actinopteri; Perciformes; Serranidae
Gene: eda
Product: ectodysplasin A
Biological process (GO): animal organ development; immune response
Cellular component (GO): membrane
Molecular function (GO): death receptor binding; death receptor agonist activity; tumor necrosis factor receptor binding
Source: RefSeq, a predicted model, not a curated record